GGUAGAAGAAUGAUGCAAUCCGCCCCAAUCCCAUGUAUCUCUGCACAAAAUUUCCCAAGUAGGAAGUAGCUAGGUUUAUCCUCUUGUGAUUUUAAGGACUUGGGUAGUUCUCAUUCCCGUCUCAAUGACAAAUGCUUGACCGGCGAACACAAUGCGGUGGUCCUCCCAGUCCCAGUCCCCGAGUAUUUUGUCAUCCAUUCUUGCACUGUUGUCAUUAAGGACAAACUGUAAAUAGGGUUGCUUUUGCUUGUUACGUCUUAUGCUGCUUUCAGCUUUCCCGAUCUCUCUAGUCGGACUCGGUCUUGCGUCUAUUGCCAGCUUGCUCCUGUUCCACGGAGCCAAGUUAUGCAUCUGGUUUCUGUCCGGCACGUCAGUGGAGGACGGACGGAAUUCCAGGUCGCAUUGGUGGUUGCCUAGCUGGUAAUUUCCGGCCCCGGGAAGCUGGGACAGAAAGACUUUCCGGCCUUAUCUAUUAUCCAUUCAGCUUCUCUGUAUCCCACAACCACAAAUGCUCGACCGACCAACGACCAUUACUGUUACCUCAACUACUACUACUACUACAGAGUACAGACAGCUAAUUACUUUUUGUAGUCACCACUCACCACUCGGACUCAGUAUUCCCGUUCCAGGACCAAGACCAUGGUCUUGACUUUCAGCCACAUAUAAGAAUCGAAGCCAGGAGUUCAGGAAUGUCUCAUCUUAACGUGCCACGCGGAAUCUUGUUAUUGGUUCGUAUCCAUUCCUUCCACGUCAGCUCCCCUUCCCCCCCUUCAAGUCCAAGGUUGCCAUCCGAAUGGAAAUGCUGCAAUCCUUUAUUUACCUUUUAAAAGGAGGGAAAGAAAAAUCAUGUCUCUUGAGAAUUGAAGCUUUUCUGUCAAUUUCUUGAGAGCUUAGAUUUCCCUUUCAUGAUCGAGAAUUAUGCCAUGGAGGCCCUUAAUGCAGCACGCUUGACCCCAGUUUCAGUUCUUUCUGAUAGAAGAACCGAACCCAGAAAGAUUUCAUCGCUUCCUUCAACUUUUCCACUUAAAUUCUCCAAAUUUGCUAAUUCUUUCGUAUCGACAACAAACUUACCGGAGGUUCUAUUGCGGAGUUUUAAUGGGAGCCUAAUGGUUCUGUCUUCUGUUCUUAGUGCUGGGCUUGCAAGAGCUCUCACGUAUGAGGAAGCUUUAGAGCAGUCUACGAGCACCUCCACAUCUGGUGGUGGUUCUGAUUUUGAUGUGGGUGGUCUUCUCGACAACGUUGUUAGCUUUGGAGCAGAGAAUCCCGCAAUUAUAGUUGGUGGAGUCACCAUUUUUGCGCUUCCACUUGUUUUGUCUCAGGUUGUGAAGAAGCCUAAGCCUUGGGGUAUUGAAUCUGCAAAGAAUGCUUUUGCAAAAUUAGCCGAUGAUCUUGAUGCUCAAUUGCUUGAUAUAAGGGCACCGGUGGAAUUUAGGGAAGUGGGUAGCCCAGAUAUUCGAGGUUUGAAGAAGAAAGCUGUGUCAAUUGUAUACAAUGGCGAAGACAAACUCGGAUUCUUGAAGAAGCUUUCUUUGAAGUUCAAGGAACCAGAAAAUACCACAUUGUUUAUUCUAGACAAGUUUGAUGGGAACUCUGAAUUAGUUGCAGAAUUGGUCACUGCAAAUGGUUUCAAAGCUGCUUAUUCCAUAAAAGAUGGUGCAGAGGGACCCCGAGGGUGGAUGAAUAGUGGGCUACCAUGGAUACCCCCAAAAAGAACACUGAGUUUUGAUUUUGGCAAUUUGACAGAUGCUAUUAGUGGUGUAUUCGGGGAAGGUUCUGAUGGUUUGCCUGUUACCCUUGGAUUAGCAGCAGCAACAGGUUUAGGUUUAUUGGCAUUUUCAGAGGUAGAAACAAUACUCCAACUUCUUGGUUCAGCUGCAAUCGUUCAGUUUGUCAGCAAGAAACUUUUGUUUGCAGAAGAUCGGAAGGUAACAUUGCAACAAGUUGAUGAAUUCUUGAACACUAAGGUUGCUCCCAAGGAGAUUGUCAAUGAGAUAAAACAAAUCGGGAAGGCUUUUCUACCAUCACCUACAGUUAAGAAGGCUCUACCAAAACCUGUGGAGGGAGCAUCAAACACUGCCACUCCUGAUAUCAUACAGAAGACUGAAGCUGCUACUGAAUUGAAUCCCGAACUAAAAUUACAACAGGCUUCCAAACCUAGUCCUGAGGUCAAUUCAGCACCCAAAACAGAGGUUAAGGCAGAGCCAUUUCCAGGAUUGUCAAGAUCACUUUCACCAUACCCAUAUUAUCCAGAUUUCAAACCUCCAACUUCUCCUUCCCCUUCACAGCCUUAAAAUUUCAGUGCACUCUGGGAUCCAUGAAUGUGUUCUUGCAGCAGAUAAAUGGUCUGACCGGAACAUUUGGAAUCUAGUCAGCAAGUAAUCUAGUUGAAUUUUUGUAUUAUAGAAAGGUCAUGUAUUAAUAAGAAUAAAUAUAUUGCAGGUGCAGUUAUUGUAGAUCUGCUGUUUGUUUUAUCAUUAAUUUCCUUGUAGCGAAAUUCCAUUUUGUUGAUAUAAAUUUUGGAUAUAUUGCCUGUCA
This is a messenger RNA of Nelumbo nucifera (sacred lotus), 2535 nucleotides long. RefSeq names its product rhodanese-like domain-containing protein 4, chloroplastic. NCBI's taxonomy places the organism in Eukaryota, Viridiplantae, Streptophyta, Magnoliopsida, Proteales, Nelumbonaceae. The record is from RefSeq and is a predicted model, not a curated record.